AUCAAGCGCGGAAUGUUAGAAAAACUGGUCGGGGAUGAACGGACGGCUCUGAUUUUCUAGAGAUGGGAAGCAUAAGAGAGCACGUACGGCUGAUCAUGACUGGCCACCAAAGUGUCCUUUUCUCCCCUUCUUCUCCGUUUCCUUCUCUCGCCGCCGCAUCUCACCUCCGACGAGCAACCGGAGCCAUGGCGUGCUCUCCUUCUGAUGCUACUGCACAGAAGAAGCGCGCCAUCCGAUCCGAGGUCCGUAAGGCUCUAAAGGCUUUCUCUCCUUCCCAGCGAUCCCAUGAAGAUUCUGUAAUUCAGAGUUUGGUUCUGGAUUCUUCAUGGUUUAAAUCUUGUAGAAGUUUAUGUGCUUAUAUAAGUUGUGAGGCCCUCCGAGAAGUUGAUACAUCAAGAAUUAUAUCAGAAACUUUAAACAAUGUGGACACUGUUUCAAGUCAGAACAAUGAUGCACAGGGGAAGAAGAAACUUUAUGUUCCACGAGUGGAGGAUAAGAAUAGCCACAUGAGAAUGUUCCAUAUUUCUAGUACUGAAGAUCUAGUAGCGAAUUCAAUGAAUAUCUUGGAGCCAAGUCCAACAGAUGCUGAUGGGAACCAACGUGAAGAUGUUAUGUUGGCAAACCGUCCGGUUGAUCUCUUUCUGUUGCCUGGGCUUGCCUUUGACAAAACUGGACGUAGGUUAGGCCGUGGAGGAGGAUACUAUGACGUAUUACUGAAGAAGUACCAUGAUCUUGCUAUGGAACAAAGCUGGGCGCAGCCUCUUCUUGUAGCACUUGCAUAUUCUGUUCAGAUCAUGGAGGAAAAUGUUAUUCCAAUCACUCCCAAUGAUAUGCCUGUGGAUGCUCUUGUUACUGCAUCUGGUGUUAUUCCAAUUACCCCUGCAGCUCUGGAGCGUAUGUAAUUUCUAUUAUGACCAUUUAUAAAUUGACAAAGAUUGUAGAAACGGCUGCUGUUGUUCUUCGACUGCAAUGAAUCCUUUACAUCUCUGUUUCCUCUUGCAUACAACAAUCAAAAUGAAUGGAAAAUAAUAUGGUUUUUCUCU
Molecule: messenger RNA, 1043 nt
Organism: Dioscorea cayenensis subsp. rotundata (Guinea yam)
Lineage: Eukaryota; Viridiplantae; Streptophyta; Magnoliopsida; Dioscoreales; Dioscoreaceae
Product: 5-formyltetrahydrofolate cyclo-ligase, mitochondrial
Exons: 7
Coding region: 63-902 (279 amino acids)
Biological process (GO): tetrahydrofolate interconversion; folic acid-containing compound biosynthetic process
Cellular component (GO): mitochondrion
Molecular function (GO): 5-formyltetrahydrofolate cyclo-ligase activity
Source: RefSeq, a predicted model, not a curated record